GAAACAGCGUCGAAGGAUAUCUGGAUCGAUUGGAACCGAAUGGAAAUAUACCGCCGCACGGAAAGUACGAUUGGCACAGUGGCGACUCGCGCUCUCACCACCAGCAACAGAACCACCAUCUAUCCCAUCACCAUCAUCACCAUCACCACCAGCAGGAGCAGCAGCAGCGCCCGGUCACCAGGCAAUUGUCAGUUUCAUCAGAUUCCAAAUUGCUGGACGAGGACAUCAGGGAGGAGACAGAGAGGGUCGUCAUGAGGCACAGGAAAGAUGGCAAAGGCGGUCCCAAAAGACAGCAGAGGCCACGAUCAGAAGCAACACUGCUUUCGUGUGGUAACGAAGAAGGAAGUCAUGCGAGGAGGAGGUUGGCCAGGUCGAAACGAUACAGUGCAUUUGGGGGUGAUUCACCAUUUGGAAAAUCAGAAGCAUACAUCAAACUCGAACAAUUAGGAGAGGGCUCGUAUGCCACAGUGUUCAAAGGAUAUAGCAAUUUAACGAAUCAAGUGGUCGCUCUGAAGGAGAUUAGACUUCAGCAGGAAGAAGGUGCCCCCUUUACAGCCAUCAGAGAAGCCUCGUUAUUGAAAGAAUUGAAACAUUCAAAUAUUGUCACUUUGCAUGAUAUUGUACACACGAGGGAAACAUUGACAUUUGUAUUCGAAUAUGUCAAUACAGAUCUCUCCCAAUACAUGGAAAGGCAUCCAGGAGGUUUGGAACCGAGGAACGUCCGCCUCUUCCUGUUUCAAUUACUAAGGGGCCUGUCGUACUGCCACAGGAGGAGGGUGCUCCACAGGGACGUCAAACCCCAGAAUCUUUUAAUAAGCGAGAGGGGCGAAUUGAAGUUGGCCGAUUUCGGACUGGCCAGGGCCAAGAGCGUUCCUUCGCACACGUACUCCCAUGAGGUCGUCACGUUGUGGUACAGGCCACCGGAUGUACUAUUGGGCAGUACAGAGUACGGGUGCUCCUUAGACAUGUGGGGCGUAGGUUGCAUUUAUGUUGAAAUGGUGACGGGACUGCCUACUUUUCCAGGUGUUCGUGACACUCAAGAUCAACUCCUUAAGAUAUUUAAAAUUUUAGGUACUCCAACAGAACAGACGUGGCCUGGCGUAUCACGAUUGCCUUCGUACAAGCCUCGAAAAUUUUAUUAUUAUAAGUCUCGUAGGUUAGGUUUAAGUUUUCCUCGACUGCACGAUUCUCCUGAUGGUGAAUCAGUGGCCGAGAGUUUGUUGCAAUUGAAUCCGGAUGACAGGAUAGGGGCUGACGAGUGCCUGAAGCACAGAUAUUUCAGCUCGUUGCCUCCCAAACUACACGAACUGCCUGACGAGGCUUCAAUAUUCAGUGUAGAAGGCGUAUUCCUUUACCCCGAACACAGACAAGCCGGGAUCAAGUGAGACAACAACUUGAAAAUAAGUUUAGUAUAAACUUAUGAGAUUUCAUAACGAAACUAUGAUUAACAGACAAGAUGCCAAAAAAUAUAUAUUCAUUUACAUAUACAGCGGAAGACUUUUGGUGGCUUUCCUCUUUAAAGCCAGAAGUGAUAUUUCUCUAAAAGUGUGUCCAUUAUCGACCAAAGUAUAUGUACAUCCAUAUAUAUAAGUAUACGAAUGUAUUGUGAACGAGUGAUGUGAUAAGCGUAAAUUUAUUUGUUUGUUGUUAUUUUAUAAAAAAGAAGAGAACAAAUGCUGCAAAGAUAACGAACGAGAUGACUAAUUGAGUUUCUGAGUCGGGCCUAGAGAACAUUUAUUAAAAUAAAAUACAUUAUGAAUAGAAUUUAGAGUAAAUGUAGAAAUUUAUAGAGAAUUACAUAUGCAUAUAUGUAUUUGCAGUAGAAUUUAUGUCGGGCAGUACGAUAGUGAAAAAAGUA
Ctenocephalides felis (cat flea) is the source of this 1858-nucleotide messenger RNA. Its product is annotated as cyclin-dependent kinase 14-like. Gene Ontology annotation, biological process: protein phosphorylation. NCBI's taxonomy places the organism in Eukaryota, Metazoa, Arthropoda, Insecta, Siphonaptera, Pulicidae. Gene Ontology annotation, molecular function: cyclin binding; heme binding; cyclin-dependent protein serine/threonine kinase activity. Gene Ontology annotation, cellular component: nucleus; cytoplasm; cytosol. The record is from RefSeq and is a predicted model, not a curated record.